Molecule: messenger RNA, 5670 nt
Organism: Anguilla rostrata (American eel)
Lineage: Eukaryota; Metazoa; Chordata; Actinopteri; Anguilliformes; Anguillidae
Gene: ptprk
Product: protein tyrosine phosphatase receptor type K
Exons: 34
Coding region: 144-4532 (1462 amino acids)
Biological process (GO): protein dephosphorylation
Cellular component (GO): membrane
Molecular function (GO): protein tyrosine phosphatase activity; protein binding
Source: RefSeq, a predicted model, not a curated record
AAGCUGACGUCAUGGACCUUCUCUCCACUCACCGAGAAACAAAGUAGCCGAGAGUAAAGCUGUGAGAAUGGAGCGCAUGAAUCGGCAGGAAUAACCAAAGCUACCGAAACAAUUUUUAAACUUUGAAAACUCAAUAAACAAGCAUGGAUACGACCGCUCUCAAUCUGUUACUGCUAUGUUUACAUAUUCUCAGAGCCGGAUCCCAAUUCACAGCUGGUGGGUGUACGUUUGACGAUGGCCCGGCGCAGUGCGACUACCAGCAGGACCCGUAUGACGACUUCGACUGGACGCACGUCAGCGCACAGGAAGUGCCGUACUUGUCAUCUGAACUGCCUCAGGGGUCCUAUAUGAUGGUGGAUUCCUCUCAGCACGAUGCCGGGGAAAAGGCACGCAUUCAACUGCCUGUAAUGAAAGAAAAUGACACGCACUGCAUUGACUUCAGCUACCUGUUGUAUACCCAAGAUGGCUCCAGCCCUGGCACGCUCAACGUUUUAGUGAAGGUCAACAAAGGUCCACUGGCCAAUCCCAUCUGGAAUGUGACCAGCUACACGGGGAAGGAGUGGCUUCGGGCGGAGCUGGCUGUCAGCACCUUCUGGCCCAAUGAGUACCAGGUCAUAUUCGAAGCAGAGGUCUCCGGUGGGAAGACUGGUUUCAUUGCGAUUGAUGACAUCCAGGUCUUGAGUUAUCCGUGUGAUAAAUCGCCUCACUUCCUGCGGCUGGGCGACGUGGAAGUCAACGCCGGGCAGAACGCCACCUUCCAGUGCAUCGCCACGGGCCGGGAGGCGGUGAAUAACAAGCUGUGGCUGCAGAAACGCAACGGGGAGGAUAUACCAGUGGCUCAGACUAAGAACAUCAACCACAGGAGGUUUGCUGCCACAUUCAAGCUGAAGGAAGUGACCAACCUGGACCAGGACCUGUAUCGUUGCGUGACCCAAUCAGAUAGAGGCUCAGGAGUUUCCAACUUUGCCGGGCUCAUAGUCAGAGAACCCCCUCGCCCCAUCGCCCCUCCCCAGCUACUCGGAGUCGGCCCAACGUACCUUUUGAUCCAGCUCAACGCAAACUCGAUAUUUGGAGACGGGCCCAUCAUCCUAAAGGAAGUGGAGUAUCGCAUGACCUCAGGGACGUGGACCGAAACCCAUGCCGUCAACUCCCCAAACUACAAGCUGUGGCACCUGGACCCGGACACGGAAUACGAGAUCCGAGUUCUGCUCACCAGGCCCGGGGAAGGCGGCACGGGACAGCCGGGACCCCCUCUCUUCACCAGAACCAAAUGUGCUGAACCAAUGAGGACUCCCAAGAGCCUGAAGAUCGCCGAGACCCAAGCCAGGUUAAUUGCCGUCGACUGGGAGUCUCUCGGCUACAACAUCACCCGCUGCCACACCUUCAACGUCACCAUCUGCUACCAUUACUUCGGCGCCAACAACGAGACCAAGGCCGACUGCCUGGACAUGGACCCCAAAGCUCCGCGGCACGUGGUGGGGAACCUGCCCCCCAACACCAAUGUCAGCCUGAAGAUGAUCCUCACCAACCCGGAGGGCCGCAAGGAGAGCGACGAGACCAUCAUACAGACGGAUGAGGACGUGCCUGGCCCGGUUCCCAGCCAGUCCAUGAAAGCCACACCAUUUGAGGAUCGCAUCUUCCUUUACUGGAAGGAACCACAGGAGCCCAACGGGGUCAUCACUCAAUAUGAGAUCAGCUACAGCAGCGUCCGCUCCUUCGACCCCUCGGUGCCUCUGCUCCGCCCCCCUCUGGUCGUGUCCCUGCCCUGGAACAGCUCCCACCACGUCUUCUCCCAGCUGCACCCGGGCACCACCUACCAGUUCGUCAUCCGCGCCAGCACCGUCAAGGGCUUCGGGCCGCCCACCACCCUCAACGUCACCACCAACAUUUCCGCCCCAACGUUAGAGGAGUACGACGGCUCCGAGGCGUUCUUGAACGAGACCACCACCACCAUUACGGUUCUGCUCAAGCCCGCCCAGGCCAAAGGCGCUCCAAUCAGCGCUUACCAAAUAGUGGUGGAGGAGCUGAACCCCCACCGCUCCCGCAGGGAGGCUAGCUCCGGCGACUGCUACCAGGUCCCCGUCUCCUACCAGAGCGCCUCCAGCGGGGGCUCGCCGUACUACUACGCCGCCGAGCUCCCGCCCGCCAGCCUGCCCGAGCCCUCCCCGUUCACGGUGGGGGACAACAAGACCUACCACGGCUUCUGGAACCCUCCGCUCGCUCCCAGGAAGAACUACAACAUCUACUUCCAGGCCGUGAGCAGCGUCGAAAAGGAAACAAAAACCCAAUGUCUGAGGCUCGCCACGAAAGGGGCGACGGAGGAACCGGAGGUGAUCCCCGACCCGGCCAAGCAGACGGACCGCGUGGUGAAGAUCGCCGGAAUCAGCGCCGGGGUGCUGGUCUUCAUCCUGCUGGUCCUGGUGGCGAUCCUGCUGGUGAAAAAGAGGAGGAGCUACUAUUCCUACUCGUAUUACCUGAAACUUGCCAAGAAGCGCAAGGACGCCAUCGGGAAUACGCGGCAAGAGAUGACCCACAUGGUCAACGCCAUGGACCGGAGUUACGCCGACCAGAGCACUCUCCAUGCCGAGGAUCCCAUGUCCGUCACCUUCAUGGACUCGCACAACUUCAGCAACAGAUUGCCUAAUGAUCCGCUCGUUCCGACCGCUGUGCUAGUGCCAAUAACGGACGAGAAUCAUACUGCGGCAGCCGAAUCGAGCCGUCUGCUGGACGUCCCGCGGUACCACUGCGAGGGGACGGAGUCGCCCUACCAGACGGGCCAGCUGCACCCUGCCAUUCGGGUGGCAGACCUGCUACAGCACAUCAACCUGAUGAAGACCUCAGACAGCUACGGCUUCAAGGAGGAGUACGAGAGUUUCUUUGAAGGCCAAUCAGCUUCCUGGGAUGUGGCAAAAAAAGAGCAGAACAGGACCAAGAAUCGCUAUGGAAACAUUAUUGCGUACGACCACUCCAGAGUGAUCCUUCAGCCGAUGGAGGAUGACCCCUCCUCUGACUACAUCAACGCCAACUACAUUGACAUAUGGCUGUACAGGGAUGGAUAUCAACGGCCAAGCCAUUAUAUUGCUACACAAGGCCCGGUCCAUGAGACUGUGUACGACUUCUGGAGGAUGGUUUGGCAGGAGCAGUCGGCCUGUAUUGUCAUGGUGACCAACCUGGUUGAAGUGGGACGGGUGAAAUGCUACAAGUACUGGCCAGAUGACGCUGAGGUGUAUGGGGAUUUCAAAGUGACAUUUGUUGAAGUAGAACCACUUGCAGAAUAUGUUGUCAGGACUUUUACAUUAGAGAGGAGAGGGUUUAACGAGCUACGGGAAGUGAAGCAGUUCCACUUCACCGGCUGGCCUGACCAUGGCGUGCCGUACCACGCCACCGGCCUCCUGUCGUUCAUCCGCCGGGUCAAGAUGUCCAACCCGCCCAGCGCCGGGCCCAUCGUAGUCCACUGCAGCGCUGGAGCCGGACGCACGGGCUGCUACAUCGUGAUCGACAUCAUGCUGGACAUGGCGGAGCGGGAGGGGGUGGUGGACAUCUACAACUGCGUGAAGGCCCUACGCUCGCGACGCAUCAACAUGGUCCAGACCGAGGAGCAAUACAUCUUCAUCCAUGACGCCAUCUUGGAGGCCUGCCUGUGUGGAGAAACCGUCAUUCCGGCCUGCGAGUUCAAAGCCGCCUACUACGACAUGAUCAGAAUAGACUCCCAGAGUAACUCCUCACACCUCAAGGAUGAGUUCCAAACCCUGAACUCGGUGACGCCCCAGCCUCAGCCAGAGGACUGCAGCAUCGCCCUGCUGCCCAGGAACCACGAGAAGAACCGCUUCAUGGACAUGCUCCCCCCUGACCGCUGCCUGCCCUUCCUCAUCACCAUCGACGGGGAGAGCAGCAACUACAUCAAUGCUGCCCUUCUGGAUAGCUACAGACAGCCAGCAGCCUUCAUUGUAACUCAGCACCCUUUGCCCAACACGGUGAAGGACUUCUGGAGGCUGGUGUAUGACUAUGGCUGCACAUCCCUUGUCAUGCUCAAUGAGAUUGACCUGGCACAGGGCUGUCCUCAGUAUUGGCCUGAAGAAGGAAUGCUUCGUUACGGUCCUGUCCAAGUUGAAUGUAUGUCUUGCUCUAUGGAUUGUGAUGUCAUCAGUCGUCUCUUCAGGAUAUGUAACCUAACGAGGCCCCAGGAGGGGUACCUGAUGGUGAGGCAGUUCCAGUAUCUGGGCUGGGCAGCCCACAGGGAGGUUCCAGCAUCCAAGCGCUCCUUCCUGAAGCUCAUCCUGCAGGUGGACAAGUGGCAGGAGGAGUGUGAGGAGGGAGAGGGACGCACUAUCAUCCAUUGCUUGAACGGAGGAGGACGCAGUGGGAUGUUCUGUGCCAUCAGCAUCGUGUGUGAAAUGAUCAAGCGUCAGAAUGUGGUGGACGUUUUCCAUGCGGUGAAGAGCCUGAGGAACAGUAAGCCCAACAUGGUGGAGAGCCCAGAACAGUACCGUUUCUGUUACGAUCUCGCUUUGGAGUACAUCGAGACGACUUAACUUGGGUGUUUUGGGUGUGUGUGUAUUUGGGCGGGUGGGGGUGGGGGUGGGGGGGGGGACAUUCCGGAACCUGGCACCAUUCCACUUCAGCUUUGGCUCAGUUGUCGAGACUGCCAUUCGAAUCAAUUAUUUUUUGAACACUCUUGUUUUCCUAAUGUCCUGGUAUGAUGUGAGUGCUCUGUAAAUGUCUCCAUUGUAUAUCGCCAUGCUCAGUGCCACAGGAUCAAGUGCUGGCCCCAGGCCACAUUUGCUUUAACGUACUUUAACAUUUUGUUUCAAUGUGCAGCCAUUGUAAAGGGUAACGCUAACGCCAAGUUGUUGCAUGCUAAAAAAUGUUUUGUUUAUGAGCAUUGUCAUUGAACAAUAUUUAUAUAUUCACAUAUACAUACGAGUAAAUUGCAAAUGUGAAAGAAAAAAAUGAUGCAUUCUUUAUAUAUGAAUAUAAGUGCUGCCUUGUGACAUUGGCUUAGUAAUGUUUGUAUUGUGCACUGAUGGCUGGCAUAUUUUUUUAUUUUUGUUUUGUAGUAAAUCUAAAUCAUAAGCCAAAGACCUUUGUGUAAAUAUGUCUAUAUGGAUAAAGCACAUUGUUUGUAUUUAUUGUUUACUUGCAUUCCUUUUUGAAGGCUUAAGAAACAAUCAUUUUAAUUUCCGGUUUACUCUCUGAGUUUAAUAUGUAAACAUUUUAUGUAGUUUUUUUAAGUAUUAGUAAUAUUUCAGUAGCAUAUUCUUUUAAUGUUUUCACUUUUACAUGUUGUUUUAGUGGUUUGUGUAAAUGCUUGUCAGUUUUCUCAAUGCCGAUAGGAUUUAAUAAGGUCAAGAGGCAACCGCAAAUUUUUUUUUUUUUUUUCCAGAUCAAGGUAACAUUUUCACAUUUGUGUUGGUAUUUUGAAAAAAAAGGAAGAGAAUGGAAAUAUAAUAUCAACAGUAUUAGUUACAGCUCAUUAGGGUUUCAGUCAGUUCUGGAACACCAAUGUGCAGCCAACCCAACUUAGCCGAUGAGGGACAUGAAUUAUUUUUGCUGAGAACAUUUAAUUAUAUGUGGAGUUUAGUCCUGUUCAUUUUUUCUGUCUGUAAUUGUUGGCUUUUUGGCUGUAAAAAAAAAAGAAAAAAAAUUUUGAAUAAAAAAAAUGGAAACCCA